Messenger RNA from Diorhabda carinulata, 2801 nucleotides. Its product is annotated as neprilysin-4-like. Bases 87 to 2744 code for a protein of 885 amino acids. Gene Ontology annotation, biological process: protein processing. The record is from RefSeq and is a predicted model, not a curated record. Gene Ontology annotation, molecular function: metalloendopeptidase activity. The transcript has 9 exons. NCBI's taxonomy places the organism in Eukaryota, Metazoa, Arthropoda, Insecta, Coleoptera, Chrysomelidae. Gene Ontology annotation, cellular component: plasma membrane.
GUUAUAAAUAGGAAUCGAAGUUUGUUUAUAGUACAAGUGCUUUUUGAGGUUAAAUUUCACUUAAUUGUCGUAUACUUUAUUAUACAAUGUUCUGUAAACUGCUUCUUAUAAUACUUUCCGUAUUGUCCGCUACGAAUUUAAAAUGUAUCAACGGUCCGUUUUCGAUUAAAAAAUACGAUCAGGCGGAUAUGCUUCAAGAAGAUGAAGAUAGAAGGGAAAUUUUUAGAGAUAUAAAAACAAUUUUCGCACCCGAAUACAGAGUAUAUACGAAUGAUUCGAUUUGUAGCACAGUAACGAAAAAGAAACGAGCAAACGACUAUUGCCGAGAUGAUAUAUAUAAAGAGUACGAUCCUAGAAGGGAUUUUUUUUCGAAAAGUUCAGGGAAAGGUUUCUACGAAAACAAUAUUUUAUAUAGGAAAUAUUUCGAGGAAACGCAACCAAAAAAUUAUAAAACUAACAAUUCUACCGGUACUUUUUUGCAUAAUGAAAGUACCAAUAAUAAACGUGAUUUUCGACAGAAAGUACUCAAUAAAUUGCAGGUAGACAAAAAUUUUUUCGAAACGAAAAAUAUGAAUAAAAAUAUAAACGACAAGAAAACUAAUAAAGAAAAAAUGUCAACUAAUGAGAUAUGGCCUAUAUGGCAUUCAUCUCUUAGCACAAAACAAAUUAGAAACUUACAAAGUGAAAUAAUGAGAAAAUUUAUGAAUACUAAUAUUGACCCUUGUAUCGAUUUUUACGAGUACGCGUGUGGAAAUUGGAAAACUCAUUACAGCAUACCACCAGAUCGAGCUACAUAUGAUAUAUUCGAAAUGGUGAGAGAAAAUCUUGAUAAAACCCUACAUGCUUUAUUAACAGAAAAGGAAGAAAAAUCACCAACUGCCACAUCAUUAUAUUUCCAAACAAAAAGUUUCAUAGACAAAGACUUUCUGCCACAUAAAUUAUCUAGCGCAGUGGUGAAGGCGAGAUUAUUCUACCAAUCUUGCAUUAACGAAAAAGUCUUGGAACAAAGGGGGGAUAAACCUUUGAAAGAUCUUUUAGCGGAAUUAGGUCGUUGGCCUAUUUUGGAAAAGAAAUGGAAGAAACCAGAUUUCGAUAUAAUAUGGUUAUUGGCAACUUUGAGAUUGUUGAAUAAUGAUAUAUUGAUAGCUCAAUGGGUUGGACCUGAUAUGAAGAAUUCUAAAGAGUAUAUUGUGCAUAUUGAUCAAACUACUUUAGGUUUGCCUGCGAGGGAAUAUUACUUAGAAGAAUCCAACAUAAAAUACAUCCAAGCAUACAGAAUAUUCAUUCUUACGGUGGCCCAAUUGAUGGGAGCAUCGCCUAAAACGGCAGAACAAGACGUAGACGAAAUAAUAAAAUUCGAAAUGGCACUCGCUACAAUAAUGGCAUCUUCCGAAGAACGAAGAAACAUAUCUGAGAUAUAUUUAAGAACCGAUAUAGCGUCUUUGACAUUAUACUUUCCGCAAUUUGACUGGAAGAAAUAUUUCGAUAUCGUUCUGGGUACGAACAUUAAUUUGAAGACGCCGGUGGCGUGUUACUGUACAAAAUUCCUGAUUGAAUUGACGUAUUUGAUGAGUAAUACCGAAUCUAGGGUUUUGCAAAAUUACGUUCUAUGGAGAUUCGUCAGACAUAGGACUAAUAAUUUGGAUAACAGAUUUUUGGAAGCCAAGCAAAGAUUUUAUUACAUCUUGUUUGGUAGAGAAAAAAGCCCACCGAGAUGGCAGUUUUGUGUUACGCAGGUAAAUUCCAACAUGGGAAUGGCACUGGGAUCACUGUUUGUGAAAAAAUAUUUUGAUAAGAGCAGCAAAACAGACACAAUUAAAAUGACCAAACAAUUACAAGACGCGUUCAAAAUAACCCUACAGGAAAACACUUGGUUAGACAAUAACACCAAAGAUUAUGCCAACAUGAAAUUGGACUACAUGGAUUUGAAAAUCGGUUUUCCUGAUUUUAUAUUAAACGAAACUUUGCUUGAUAUGAGAUACCACGACGUUGAAGUUCACGAAAAGUAUUUUUUCGAAAACGUUUUGACAUUUUUGAGACACCUUACACAAAUUGAACAAAAAAGAAUGGGGGCGGCUGUAAAUAGGACGCUUUGGAGUACCCCACCUGCUGUCGUGAACGCUUAUUACAGCAGAAAUAAAAAUCAAAUUAUGUUUCCGGCAGGAAUGUUACAACCACCAUUUUAUAAUCGCCAUUUUCCAAAGGCACUUAAUUUUGGUGGUAUUGGGGUAGUAAUAGGACACGAGAUCACACACGGGUUCGAUGAUAAAGGUAGACUAUUCGAUCACGAAGGAAAUCUUCACAUGUGGUGGAGACAAUCUUCCAUUGAGAAAUUUUAUGAAAGAUCCCAAUGUAUGAUUGAACAAUAUGGACAAUAUGUUUUGCCGGAUAUACAUAUAGCUUUAGAUGGAUUUAUAACGCAAGGUGAAAACAUAGCCGAUAACGGUGGACUAAAACAAGCUUUUAGAGCGUACGAAACUUGGUUAGAACGUCACCCAGAUGCGGACGAAACAUUACCUAACCUCAAUAUAACCGGUAGACAAUUAUUUUUUUUAAAUUUCGCGCAAGUUUGGUGCGGACAACAACGCGUCGAAGCGGCCAAAAGUCGAAUCAAAACAUCCGUUCACGCUCCCGGUAUUUUUAGAGUUAUCGGAGUUUUGAGCAACUCCCGGGAAUUUUCUCGAGUAUAUAAUUGCCCGAAAAAUAGUCCUAUGAAUCCUGAUUACAAAUGUAUAAUAUGGUAGGUGAAUAAUUAAAUGUUUUAUCAAUGCGUUUUGAUGUAAUAUAAAUUUUGGAAAAAA